AUGGACAGACGAAGACGACUGAUGGAUCAGAUCGUCGAAAAAGUGAUAAGGUCGAUACGGUUGGGGCUCGACCACGGAAAGCUUUUGGCUUUAUUUGCCGUGAUUUACAGCUCGGUACAGUUGGCGUUGAACCAGAUAGCACCGAAGAAAACGCUCAAUCAUUUCAUCGGGGGAUUUCUCGGGGGGAUUUUGGUCUAUGGGGGUGUGCUGAAUAUGCACUUCAAAAAGCUCGUGAAUGAAGCAAUCGCAACACAGAUCACGAUGUACUGUCUGUCACGAGUUGUCCUGGCCCUGGGAAAAUGGCUUUCUGUCAAACUACAGCGCCGGACAGGACUUCGCCGCGCCCAGAUCGAGAAACUCGGUUGGAGAACAACCAGCGGCCUAGUGUGGGGACUGCUGAUGGUGUUCUACCAUAUCGAUAAGGACCUUUAUCUCCAACGGGCAUUGAGGCACAGUUUGGAUUUUCAGUUUGGCGGCACUUGCUAUAGCUGGUUGGAAGCAUUUAACUAUGCGCGUUAA
Messenger RNA from Ogataea haglerorum, 519 nucleotides. RefSeq lists its product as uncharacterized. Gene Ontology annotation, cellular component: peroxisomal membrane. The record is from RefSeq and is a predicted model, not a curated record. The coding region runs from base 1 to 519 and encodes 172 amino acids. The transcript has a single exon. NCBI's taxonomy places the organism in Eukaryota, Fungi, Ascomycota, Pichiomycetes, Pichiales, Pichiaceae.